GUCAUGACUCGUAAGUCGUAACUACUACUACUAGAUCUGUAGAUAUCCCUGGUGCCUUAGUUUUUGACAGAUACCAUCUUUUGUAAGAGCUUUGUUCAAUGGUUACCCUCAAUUCCCAACAAUCCCUUCUUCUCACUUGUCUAACACUUGAUGUGUUUCUGAGCUUCAGGGGCCCAGACGUCCGCAAGACUUUCGUCGACCACCUCUAUGCGGCAUUGUGCCGCGCCGGAUUUCGCACCUUCAAAGACGAUGGGAUAGAAAAAGGAGAGGAUAUCGGGCUUGAGCUCGGGAGAGCGAUUCAAGAGUCGAGGGUCUCGAUAAUUGUCUUCUCAAAGAACUAUGCGUCGUCGGCUUGGUGCCUUAACGAGCUCCUGAUGAUCCUGGAAUGUAGGAGAGCUUACGGGCAUGCAGUUGUGCCUGUCUUCUAUGACGUGGAACCGUGUGAAGUGAAGAAGCAAACCGGCAGUUUCGAAGAAGCGUUUGCAGUUCAUGAAGAGAGAAUCAAAUCAGAAACAGGUGAACGGAAAGAGGCAUUGAUGGGCCAGGUAGGAAGGUGGAGGGCUGCGCUUAAAGAAGUUGGAGGCCUGUUCGGGAUGCAUUUGCAAAAUCAAGCCAAUGGAUACGAGGUGAAGUUUAUCGAGGACAUUACGAAAGAGGUUGGAGACAAACUACGUCGCCUGGUCUUGGACUUUGCCCCGGACCUGGUGGGACUGCAUUCACAAGUCGAAAACAAUCAGCUUUGGUUAGAAGAAGAUAGGCCAACUGAUUAUGGCUUAGCUCCAAUUUGUGGAAUGGGUGGAUUAGUUUCCUUGCAAAUGUGAGAGAAAUAUCACAACACCAUUAUGGUUUUACUUCGUUUACCAAGACAUGGUUUCUGUCAGAUGUUUUGAAGACAAGACAAGUAAAACUAAACAGUAUUGCUGAAGAAACUGCUAAGAUUAAAGG
Molecule: messenger RNA, 945 nt
Organism: Rhododendron vialii
Lineage: Eukaryota; Viridiplantae; Streptophyta; Magnoliopsida; Ericales; Ericaceae
Product: disease resistance protein RPV1-like
Exons: 3
Coding region: 99-821 (240 amino acids)
Biological process (GO): signal transduction
Source: RefSeq, a predicted model, not a curated record